AUGUCAGGCUCCUCGGAUAAGGGCAAAGCGCCUCAGCGCCCCGAUCAGGGCGAAGACUCGGGGGCCUCCAACAACAAGGGCUCCUCCUCCGAUAAAAAGAAUCUUCCUCCCAAGAUGAUUGAAUCACUCAUGGAAAUGAACCCGGCACUGAAGAGCGAGCUCGCCUCCAUGCCACAGGACAAGGCUGCGGAGAUGCUGUCUAACAUGGACAUCUCGCAAUUGCUGACUGGACUCUCUGUUGGCGGCAAGAACCAGAAGGAUAUGGCCUCGUAUAAGUUCUGGCAAACGCAGCCUGUGCCUCGUUUCGAUGACUCGAAGAGCAAGGAGGCUAUCACUCAGGGCCCGAUCAAGAUCAUCAAACCCGAGGAGGUUUCGAAGACACCCGGCCCGCUGGUCGAGGGCUUUGAAUGGUGCACUCUGGACCUGACAGACCCCGAAGAGCUGAAGGAGCUUUACGAACUCUUGAACAAUCACUACGUGGAGGAUGACAAUGCCAUGUUCCGUUUCUCUUACUCUCAGUCAUUUUUGCACUGGGCUUUGAUGUCUCCAGGAUGGAAGAAGGAAUGGCACGUUGGCGUGCGCGCCACCAAGUCGCGCAAACUGGUCGCUUCCAUCUGCGGUGUUCCCACCGAACUCCGUGUCCGCGGUGAGCGCAUCAAAGUGACAGAGAUCAACUUCCUCUGUAUUCACAAAAAGCUGCGCUCCAAGCGCCUGACCCCGGUCCUCAUCAAAGAGAUUACUCGUCGUUGCUACGUCAAUGGUAUCUACCAGGCUAUCUACACUGGCGGUGUCAUCCUGCCAACGCCCGUCAGCUCAUGUCGUUACUACCACCGCUCUCUAGACUGGCUUAAGUUGUACGAAGUCGGCUUCUCUCCUCUUCCUCACGGCUCUACCAAAGCUCGCCAGAUUACCAAGAACCACCUUCCUGAAAAGACUUCGACCCCCGGUCUGCGACCAAUGGAGACCAAGGAUAUUGACGCUGUUUUUGAUCUUCUGGAGCGUUAUAUGCUUCGUUUUGACCUUAACCAAGCAUUUAAUCGCGAAGAGAUUGAACAUUGGCUUGUUUACAAAGAGACUGAGGGCAAAGAGCAGGUGGUCUGGUCGUAUGUUGUGGAGGACCCGCAGACACACAAGAUCACAGACUUUGUCUCUUUCUAUAACCUCGAAUCUACAGUCAUCAAUAACGCCAAGCACAAAGAAGUUCGCGCUGCCUACUUGUACUACUAUGCCACGGAAACCGCCUUCACCAAUGACACCAAAGCUCUCAAGGAACGAUUGUUGUUGUUGAUGAAUGACGCUCUGAUUUGCGCUAAGAAGGCCCACUUCGAUGUUUUCAACGCCCUUACCUUGCAUGAUAACCCUCUCUUCCUGGAACAGCUGAAAUUCGGCGCCGGUGAUGGCCAGCUGCAUUUCUACCUGUUCAACUACCGGGCAGUCCCGGUUCCAGGUGGUAUCAACGACAAGAACCAGCCUGACGAGAAGAAGAUGGGCGGAGUUGGUAUUGUUAUGUUGUAG
Messenger RNA from Penicillium angulare, 1515 nucleotides. Its product is annotated as glycylpeptide N-tetradecanoyltransferase swoF. Bases 1 to 1515 code for a protein of 504 amino acids. The transcript has 4 exons. Gene Ontology annotation, molecular function: glycylpeptide N-tetradecanoyltransferase activity. Gene Ontology annotation, biological process: N-terminal peptidyl-glycine N-myristoylation. Gene Ontology annotation, cellular component: cytoplasm. Lineage: Eukaryota; Fungi; Ascomycota; Eurotiomycetes; Eurotiales; Aspergillaceae. The record is from RefSeq and is a predicted model, not a curated record.